AUGCAGCAGCUGCUCCUGUUCGUGUCCCUGCUGCUGUCUCUGUCGCUGGUGUCCUCGGCCCUAAAGGUGAGGCGGCAACAGCGGCAGAAUGACGUUUGGGGCCCCUGGAGCCAGUGGAGCCCCUGCAGCCGGACCUGCGGAGGGGGCAUCAGCUUCCGGGAACGCCCCUGCUACUCCUGGAGGGGAGACGGAGGCUCCAGCUGCGUGGGCCCCUCCCGCAGCCACCGGUCCUGCCACACCGAGAGCUGCCCUGAGGGCGCCCGAGAUUUCCGGGCCCAGCAGUGCGCGGAGUUUGAUGACAGCGAGUUCCAGGGUCGGCGCUACAAGUGGUUGCCCUACUACGGGGCCCCAAACAAGUGUGAGCUGAACUGCAUCCCCAAGGGGGAGAACUUCUACUACAAGCACAAGGAGGCGGUGAUAGACGGGACCCCCUGUGAGCCUGGCAAACGGGAUGUCUGUGUGGACGGCAUCUGCCGUGCUGUUGGCUGUGACCACAAACUGGACUCAUCAAAGCAGGAGGACAAGUGUCUGCGGUGUGGGGGUGAUGGCACGACCUGCUACCCUGUCACAGGCACUUUUGAUGCCAAUGACCUCAGCAGAGGCUAUAACCAGAUCCUCAUCAUUCCCAUGGGAGCCACCAGCAUCCGCAUCGAGGAGGCUGCAGCCAGCAGGAACUUCUUGGCGGUGAAGAGCAUCCGUGGAGACUACUACCUCAAUGGGCACUGGACCAUCGGGGCAGCUGGGGCCCUGCCCAUGGCCAGCACCAUCCUGCACUACGAGCGUGGCACCGAGGGGGACCUGGCUCCUGAGCGGCUCCAUGCCCGAGGCCCCAUUUCAGAGCCCCUUAUCAUUGAGCUUAUCAGCCAGGAGCUCAACCCUGGUGUGCACUACGAGUACCACCUGCCUCAGAACGUCCCCAGAUCCGGCUUCCGCUGGAGCCACGGAUCCUGGGGGGAAUGUAGUGUGGAGUGUGGAGGAGGUCAGCAGACCCGUGAGGUGUUCUGCACCACUGACAAUGAGGUCUACCCCGACCGCCUGUGCCAGCACCAGCCACGGCCAGCCCACCGCCAGCCCUGCAACCCUCAGCCUUGCCCACAAACCAAGCGCUGGCAGACAGGGCCGUGGUCGCCCUGCUCGGUCUCCUGCGGAGGUGGCUCCCAGUCCCGCUCCGUCUACUGCGUCUCAGCUUUGGGGUCAGGCACCGAGGAGGCUGCGGACGAGGCGGAGUGUGCAGGCCUGCCCGGGAAGCCCCCCACCAUGCGAGCAUGCAACCUCCAGCGCUGCUCGGCCUGGCACGCAGAGCCCUGGGGAGAGUGCUCGGUCACCUGUGGCUCUGGAGUCCGGAGGCGGACUGUCACCUGCCGUAGUGAGGAGGGGUCUAUGCUCCUUGCCACCGCGUGCUCUGAGGAAGACCGGCCGAUGUUCACAGAGCCCUGCAUGCGUGACGACUGUCCCCCCCUCGGUGACCAGGCCUGGCAUGUUGGUGCCUGGGGUCUGUGCUCCAAGAGUUGUAACUCGGGCACUCGGAAGCGACAGGUCAUCUGUGCCAUCGAGCUGCCCAGCCAAUGCGAGCGCCUGCAGCCGUUGAAGCCAGUGGACACGGAGCUCUGCAACACACAGCCCUGCCAUCUUCCUCAAGAGGUUCCCAGCACACAGGGCAUGCGCACCAGCCCCAGGGACCCCAGGAUGUCUUUGGGCACUCAGGAGUCCCCCAUCUCAGACUUCAGAGGGCAGUGGUGGAUACCCCAGGGGCAACCAUCAGCCUGGAGUGACCCGAGAGGAGACCAGGGUUCCCAUAUGUCAGCCCCGGGCCCAGCCCCAUCUCUGCAGCAGUCCACAUACCAGCAGCCUCCAAGGUGGGGCUCAGGGCCCCAGGACUGCAGGCACAGCCCCCACGGUUGCUGCCCCGAUGGUCACACAGCUUCUCGAGGACCUCACUGGGAAGGCUGCCCCGGGGUCGGGGUCGCAUGUCAGCAGAGCAGGUAUGGGUGCUGCCCCGACGGGGUGUCUGUGGCCCAGGGGCCCCACCAGGCUGGCUGUGCAAGGUCACAGGGUAGUGACAACACACGGAACAGGCCGGGGUCGAGAGCAUCAGCUUCCAUGGUCUCCCAGGCUCACCAGCCCCAGGCCCAGCAGAGCCAGCCCAGCGAGUGCCGGGGCACCCAGUUCGGCUGCUGCUAUGACAAUGUGGCUUCUGCAGCAGGUCCUCUUGGGGAAGGCUGUGUGGGGAAGCCCAGCUAUGCCUUCCCCGUGCGCUGCCUGCUGCCCAGUGCCCUUGGCUCCUGUGCCGACUGGGCUGCCCGCUGGUACUUCAUCCCCUCCGUGGGCCGGUGUAACCGCUUCUGGUACGGUGGCUGUCAUGGCAAUGCCAAUAACUUCGCCUCGGAGGAGGAGUGCAUGAGCAGCUGCCACGGACUCCAGCCUGAAGCCUCCGUCCCGAGCACCCACCACCAUGGGGAUCCUGGAGGCCAGCAUGAGCCCGGCCAGCACAGCCUGGAGGCCACAGCCCAGAGGAGGCCCGGGCCUUCGAGCAGCCUCUGGUGGCAGGACCAAGAGACUGGGCUGGGGGAGGCUGCCCGCAGCCAGGAACACAGCCCCAGUGGCUCUGGCCUGGGCGGGGAUGCCAGGCAGCCGGCCCUGCCCUCUGGAAGCUCCUCGUACAGGAUCAGCUUGACCAGCUCUGAACCAGCCCUGAUGCAGGCUGUCCUGGGGCACUCAGUGCGGCUCUUAUGCCCAGAUGAUACCUCCCUGGACCCCCAUACGGGGUGGCUGAAGGAUGGCAGGCCUAUCUCUUCUGACAGGCACAAGCUGCAGGCUGAUGGCUCCCUGAUCAUCAACCCCCUUCAAGCAGAGGACACUGGCACCUAUAGCUGUGGCAGCACCAGGCCAGCUCGUGACUCCCAGACGAUCCAGCUUCAUGUCAUAGGAGGUGACACACCCGUACUGCCUGAGGCUGAGCCGAGGCACCUCCCUCAGCCCAAGGACCCAACCCAAGGCCGAGGGGGAGAUCCCAGGGGCCAGGCACACCCACGGCCUCCUUCCAGGCUUCGCCUGGACCAGAACCAGCCUAGGGUGGUGGACGCCAGCCCAGGCCAGCAGAUCCGGUUGACCUGCCGUGCGGAAGGCUUCCCGCCCCCCGUGAUUGAGUGGCAGAAAGAUGGGCAGCUCCUCUCUCCUCCCAGGUACCACCUGCGGCCUGAUGGCUCUCUGGUCAUCAGCCACGUAGCCGUGGAAGAUGGCGGCUUCUACACGUGUGUUGCUUUCAACGGGCAGGACCGAGACCAGCGUUGGGUCCAGCUCAGAGUCCUGGGAGAGCUGACCAUCACAGGGCUGCCCCACACUGUGACCGUGCCGGAGGGGGACACGGCCAGGCUGCUCUGCGUGGUGGCAGGGGAAGGCGUGAACAUCAGAUGGUCCAGGAACGGGCUGCCCGUGCAGGCGGAUGGCCACCAUGUCCAUCAGUCCCCGGAUGGCACUCUGCUCAUCUACAACUCUCGGGCCAGGGAUGAGGGCUCCUACACCUGCAGCGCCUACCGAGGGAGCCAGGCGGUCAGCCGCAGCACGGAGGUGAAGGUGCUCCCACCAGCACCAGCUGCUGCCCCACCGAGGGACCUUGGCAGCGAGUGCAUUGACCAGCCCGAGCUGGCCAACUGUGACUUGAUCCUGCAGGCCCAGCUCUGCGGCAAUGAGUAUUACUCCAGUUUCUGCUGUGCCAGCUGUUCCCGCUUCCAACCUCACGCUCAGCCCGUCUGGCAGCAGGGCUGA
Molecule: messenger RNA, 3765 nt
Organism: Elephantulus edwardii (Cape elephant shrew)
Lineage: Eukaryota; Metazoa; Chordata; Mammalia; Macroscelidea; Macroscelididae
Gene: PAPLN
Product: papilin, proteoglycan-like sulfated glycoprotein
Exons: 26
Coding region: 1-3765 (1254 amino acids)
Biological process (GO): extracellular matrix organization
Cellular component (GO): extracellular matrix
Molecular function (GO): serine-type endopeptidase inhibitor activity; metalloendopeptidase activity
Source: RefSeq, a predicted model, not a curated record